This is a messenger RNA of Zychaea mexicana, 1339 nucleotides long. RefSeq names its product serine/threonine-protein phosphatase 2A catalytic subunit alpha isoform. Gene Ontology annotation, cellular component: cytosol. NCBI's taxonomy places the organism in Eukaryota, Fungi, Mucoromycota, Mucoromycetes, Mucorales, Lichtheimiaceae. The record is from RefSeq and is a predicted model, not a curated record. The coding region runs from base 111 to 1040 and encodes 309 amino acids. Gene Ontology annotation, molecular function: protein serine/threonine phosphatase activity. The transcript is spliced from 6 exons. Gene Ontology annotation, biological process: peptidyl-serine dephosphorylation; mitotic cell cycle.
UUCAAGUCUUUUCAUCUUUCUUUUCAUCAUACAAAACUUACCACUCCUCCUCCCCGCACCUCACACACACACAAGAACAUCUCUAAACAACUACACAUACACGCAAAACUAUGACUGCCGUUAGCUCUGUUGCCGAUGUGGACGCUUGGAUCGCCCAACUUUCCGACUGCAAACAAUUGCCAGAGGCUGAUAUUAAGAAACUUUGCGAUAAGGCACGCGAGAUUCUUCUCGAGGAAUCAAACGUCCAACCUGUCCGAUGCCCGGUCACCGUAUGCGGCGAUAUCCACGGUCAAUUCCACGACUUGCAAGAACUGUUCCGCAUUGGCGGCAACUCUCCUGACACUAACUACUUGUUCAUGGGCGACUAUGUGGAUCGUGGAUACUACUCUGUGGAGACGGUGACGUUGCUGGUAGCGCUCAAGGUGCGAUACAAGGACCGUGUGACGAUCCUCCGAGGCAACCACGAGUCGCGCCAGAUUACACAGGUCUAUGGUUUCUAUGAUGAAUGUUUGCGAAAGUAUGGCAACGCCAACGUUUGGAAAAUCUUUACCGAUCUUUUCGAUUAUUUGCCAUUGACGGCUCUCAUUGAAGACCAGAUCUUUUGUCUUCACGGAGGUCUCUCGCCGUCGAUUGAUACCCUGGACCAGGUGCGAUCGCUGGAUCGUAUCCAAGAAGUGCCUCAUGAAGGCCCCAUGUGCGAUUUGCUGUGGUCUGACCCAGACGACCGAUGCGGUUGGGGUAUCUCGCCGCGUGGCGCAGGUUAUACGUUUGGACAGGAUAUCUCAGAGACAUUCAAUCACAACAAUGGCUUGACCUUGGUCGCCAGAGCACAUCAGUUGGUCAUGGAGGGCUAUAACUGGUGCCACGACCGCAACGUUGUGACGAUCUUCAGUGCUCCCAACUACUGUUACCGUUGCGGCAACCAAGCAGCAAUCAUGGAGAUUGACGAACACCUGAAAUACUCUUUCCUUCAAUUCGACCCUGCACCCAGGAAGGGUGAACCACAUGUCAGCCGACGCACUCCCGACUACUUCUUGUAAAGAGCUUCUUUUUAUAUAUAAACAAAAUGAACUGAAUAUCAUCAAAACAACCACAACAACAGCAACAAAAAAGACAGGGCGCCUUUUCCAUGGCGAGAAGAGAAGAAAGAAUAAGCAAAAGGAUUCCAUGUCCCACCCUCCCCACUUCUUCCUUACCCAACCACAACCACAACCAUAACCACAACCAUAACCAUAACCAGCCCCCCACCCUGUUAAUCGGAUUUUCUGCAUUGUAUACUUCUUCUUUUCUUUACCUUCCAUAUCUUUUUCCUUUUCGUCGUCCUUUAUUCUCUUUCUCU